GUACUUUGGAUUGAUGUUGGAUGUUAGUGUGUCAGUAUAUCUGAAGUGUUUAGCAUGGCACUGUUUUCUUUGUCUGUUUUGUGUUUGCUUCUUUUGGACUCUCAGCGCAGCUAUGGAGGUAUGAAAUAGUAUUUAUGUUGCUUGUAAAUUUCUUUAUUUUGAUUAUUUAGAUUAAUUUAUUACAUUUUUACUCUUUUGAAAAAAUCUAUCUGAAUAGAACGAGACAAUCGAUACACUUGAACACAAACGCUCUGUAUUUUAUUUUGACCGCUCCAGGUCCGGUGUUCCUCCCGGGUCCAGCCGCAGACAGUGUCCUGCAGAGACACAAACGCGCCAACACCGGUGUGUUUGAGGAGAUCCGUGAAGGGGACUUGGAGAGAGAGUGUACAGAAGAAGUGUGCGACCUAGAGGAGGCCAGGGAGAUCUUUGAGAAUGAUGAAAAGACGGUGAGGACUUAUCAUGUUAUUAUUUUGAUUUCAGCACAUUCCUGUUUCCCCAGCUUCACUGAUUUCAGAUUGUACUUUGUGUUUUAGAUGGAGUUCUGGGCAAGAUAUAUAGGUAAAAGGAAGAUGGUUUCUCUGAGAUUUCUAAUCAUUGCUGCAGUUUUUCCUUUCACCUCAGGUUGAUUUCCUGAUAUACUGUAAACCGGUAUUCUGUGUCUGUUUUCCUUCAGAUGGCAAUCAGUGCAAAUCCAACCCGUGUCUGAAUGGAGGGUCAUGCACAGACCACCUGGGCUACUACUCCUGCUCAUGUUCAUCUGGGUUCACAGGCAGAAACUGUGGGAUUAGUACGUAAUGCUGUUUUAAAAAAAACCUCAUCAAAAGAAAUGUGAUUUUUAUGCUUCAUGAUACAGAUAUUCUCCAAAGAUGGGAUGAAAUCUGAUCAGAUUGGUCUCAAAGGAGAACCAUCCUGAUGCUUUUUCUUCUGUUUUCUAAAUUGAAUCAAUCGCCUGCAGACUCUGUUGUUUUAGCUCCCAAAUUAGAUCGUUUGUUCUUUUUCGGAUGUUCUAUAAACAGCAGCUCCAGUGCCCUCGCUCUGAGUCCUGUCUGCAUCUACUUGAAUUGUGCGUUUAUUUGACAGUUUGAAAGGUUUUGAGGAGAAGUCACAAUUAUUCAGGUCUGUCUUGCAGCAGUUAAUAUGUGCCUUUGUGAAUAUGCUCUUUCUCUUCCUUAGCUAUAGCGAAAAGGUGUGAUGUGAAUAAUGGAGGCUGUAUGCACUUCUGUGAAUCCAUGGAAACCUUUGGAGCGAAGUGUUCAUGUGCGAAAGGAUACAGGCUAAAGCAGGAUGGCGAGAGCUGUGAAGCAGAUGGUAUCAACCUCCUUUUGAUAUAUUCUCAGCAAAACGUCUUCCUCUUAAUUCCUCUGUGUAAAUCCUCUUUUCCCACACCCAGCUGAAUUCCCCUGUGGCAGAACCGCUCUGACACCGUCCAGCUCGGUACUCUCAAGAUCUCUGCUAGACCACAUGAACAUGAGCCUGAAGAGCAACGCUUCACUAAUCAACACCACCUCAACUACAUCUCCUCCUUCUACUUCAUCCAGCUACACCACGUCUACUCCAACUGUAGGAUACCAACCUGUGAAGAAACUCCCCCUGUGGGUGAUCGGAGAGCACGAGGCCCUCACUGAAGAGCAGCCUCGGCCUCAUAAACGCAUCGUGGGAGGCAAGGAGGUGCUUCCAGGAGAGGUCCCAUGGCAGGUAUUGGAUGGGAGAAAAAGUUCAGUACAUGUAAGACUUUGACAUCUGAAGCUGCAGGUUCUUCAGUUCCUCUCUAUCUUUUAUUCAGGCGGCCUUAAUAGCUCGUCCCAGCGGUCAGUUAUUCUGUGGGGGCUCCGUUCUCAGCGAGAGGUGGGUUAUCACUGCAGCUCACUGCCUGGUGGAGGGUCAGGGCUCCUACUUUGUCAGACUGGGUAAGAUUCAAUUCCACUUCUGCCAAACCAAUAGCUGAUCAAUAUAUUAUUGAUGAAAUAGUCUGCUAUUUUGUGAAAGGACAAACAUGAUCGCUUUAGAAACUUUAUUUUGGUCAGUAGUGGCAUUUUUUUCACACCACAAAUACAGAAACAGAAAAGAAAAUACUUAUAUUAUUAGAUAGAAAAGCCCUUUUUUUCUUUCUUUCUUUCCUUUUUUCCUUUUCUUUCUUUCUAUCCGUCUUUCUUUUUUUCUUUCUUUACUUUUUUUCCUUGUCUUUCCUUUCAUUCUUUCUUUCCUUUUCUUUCUUUCUUUCUUUCUAUCCAUCUUUCUCUCUUUCUUUCUGUCUUUCUUUCUUUCCUUUUUUUCCUUGUCUUUCCUUUUACCUUUUCUUUCUUUCUCUCUUUCUUCCUUUUUUCCUUGUCUUUCUCUCUUUCUUUGUCUUUCUUUCUUUCUUUCCUUUUUUUCCUUGUCUUUCCUUUUACCUUUUCUUUCUUUCUCUCUUUCUUCCUUUUUUCCUUGUCUUUCUCUUUCUUUCUUUCCUUUUCUUUCUCUCUUUCUCUCUUCCUUUUUCCUUGUCUUUCUUUCUUUCCUUUUCAUUUUCCUUUCUUUUUUCUUUCUCUCUUUUGUCCCCUUUCUGUUUCUUUUAUUCUUUUAAUUCUUUUCUACCUUAAUACCUGAAUCCUCUUUAAUAAUUGUUUUUAAACAGUUGUCUUUAAUGUUUAUUUUCUUUCUUUGGUCUUUCUGUCUUUUUGUUGUUGUUGUUCUUUCUUCCCUUUAUUUCUUUCUUUCCUUUUUAUGUCUAAUUAUUUUUGUCCUAGCUUUGUCUUUUUUUCUUUCUUUUCUGUUUUCUUUUCUUUCUUCAAGCACACCUUUGUCACUUAUUUAUUUUUAUUUUAGUUUUUCCUUUUUACAUUUCAAUCUUUUUUUUCCCGAACCUUCAGAGUGUCUUUCUCCGUCUAUUUGUACUUCAUUUUUCAAAUAUAGGUUUUAUAGAAACUUGAAUCAUCAGUGUAUAAUUUUUCUACCCUCAGGAGAGCAAAAUGUCUACCUCAACGAGGGUCGGGAGCAGGAUCAUGAGGUGCUGGAGGAGCUUGUGCACCCUCAGUAUAAUGCCAGCAUCAGCUUAUACAACCAUGACAUUGCACUGCUUUACCUGGCAAGCGCCAUCACUUUCACCGCCACAAUCAGACCUAUCUGCAUCGGGCCCAAAGCCUUUACUGAGGCCCUGGUAAGGGAGUCCUCCCCGGCUACAGUCAGCGGCUGGGGGAGAACCCGCUUCCUUGGAGUAACAGCUGUUAAUUUGCAGAAGGUGGAGGUUCCCUACACUGAGCGAACAGAGUGUAAGCGCACCAGCAGUGCCAGGAUCACUCCUGUCAUGUUCUGUGCAGGAUACUAUGAUGAGGAGAAAGAUGCCUGUCAGGGGGACAGUGGAGGCCCCCAUGCCAACAAGAUUUAUGACACCUGGUUCCUGACAGGCAUCGUGAGCUGGGGAGAAGAGUGUGCAAAAGAAGGAAAAUACGGUGUAUACACCCGCUUGUCCCUUUAUUACCGCUGGAUAAACCAUAUGAUGGGAUUAUCUAGGCACAGGCUGGCUCUGAAUGUUGAAGAACCUGACCCUGAAGAUUAAACAUCAAAAAUAUAUAAAAAAUGUAACUGGUUUACAUAUGUACAGCAUGUCUAAUAAAAAAACAAUGUGUAUGCCUGAUGCUGUUUUAAUUCAAAAACUGGAAUUAAACCCACAAAUCUGAUGAUAA
This is a messenger RNA of Xyrichtys novacula (pearly razorfish), 3662 nucleotides long. The record is from the annotation of a GenBank genome assembly. NCBI's taxonomy places the organism in Eukaryota, Metazoa, Chordata, Actinopteri, Labriformes, Labridae.